Uloborus diversus is the source of this 735-nucleotide messenger RNA. RefSeq lists its product as uncharacterized. NCBI's taxonomy places the organism in Eukaryota, Metazoa, Arthropoda, Arachnida, Araneae, Uloboridae. The transcript is spliced from 3 exons. Gene Ontology annotation, molecular function: DNA binding; DNA-directed DNA polymerase activity; nucleotide binding. The coding region runs from base 1 to 735 and encodes 244 amino acids. Gene Ontology annotation, biological process: DNA replication. The record is from RefSeq and is a predicted model, not a curated record.
AUGGUGCCAGUCAAUGGAUACGUCAAUAACACCAACUUUAGUGCGGAUAGCAUACGAUGGUUGGAUUUCGUGUCCGAAACCACAGGACAGCAAAUACAGCACGCGUUGAAUGCUAAAGGAGAGAAGAAAAUAGCCGGAAUAUCCGUGGAUGGUUUUUGCGAAGCAACGAAAACUGUGUAUCAAUAUCAUGUUAACAAAUACUGUCAGUACCCAAUAGGCCAUCCAGAUAUAAUCACCGAAGGGUUUGGGGACAUAGAACAGUACUUCGGCAUAGUUAAAUGCAGGGUUGUGGCACCCCGUGAGUUAUACCUUCCAGUACUACCGUUUCGGACACAAGGGAAGUUGAUGUUCCCGUUAUGUAAGACAUGUGCUGAAACGUUGCAGCAAUCGCCGUGCACUCAUACUGAGGACGAAAGAGCCUUGGUUGGCACAUGGGUCACUGAAGAGGUGAAACUGGCUGUCAGGAAGGGCUACCGAGUGACACAUAUCUACGAGGUGUACGAUUUCAAAAAGAAGUCAGAUUCUCUUUUUAGGUCUUACAUUGACCUCUUUUUGAAAAUAAAACAAGAGAGCAGCGGUUGGCCCGCGGAAUGUGUAACCGAUCUAGACAAAGCAGAAUAUAUUUCACAGUACAGGCAAAGGGAAGGAAUAUCAUUAGAUGCAGCCAGUAUUGAGAAAAACCCUGGUCGUCGACAAGUUGCCAAAUUGGCACUUAACAGUUUCUGGGGACGGUAA